AUGUCAACGCUGUCGAUAAUUCAUUUAUGGAAGAGAAAAUUCAAAACGGGUGUGAAGGUAUCAAAAUCACGUACUUCGGAUAUUGUCUUGAAGGAGCUGAACUCCAACAAAUUUACUGGAUUCGAAAUGAUUCUGAUGUACAAUCUUGGCUCAUUUGAUGGCCGAGCGCUCUACCAACAGGGAAUAAUCUCAAUGAUAUCAUGUCAAGAAUUCUACCAAAUCUAUGCAUUAUAUCUUGGAGAUAAAACAGACGAGCAGCUUAUUGAAGAUUAUGCUAUCGAUAUGAAUGCUGUCCAAAGCCUUGAUGAUUGUAUCGGCUUAGUUAAAAAGACACUUGAUACUGUUAGAGACAAGGAUGAUCCACUCUAUGGCGCGAAAGGUAAUGAGUAUCUGAAUCCCAAUAACACUGGACUAUGGGAUCAGCUUCUAGGCCCACCUCUAUCGAUGGCUGACUACACUAGUGGUUUCAAUGUUACAACAUGUGUUUCAUGGUAUGAAGAACUUUCUAGCCUUACUGAAGAAGAUGUGCUUAAUACUUUGAGACCAAAAAUAAUCUCCAACUGA
Messenger RNA from Paraglomus brasilianum, 564 nucleotides. Lineage: Eukaryota; Fungi; Glomeromycota; Glomeromycetes; Paraglomerales; Paraglomeraceae. The record is from the annotation of a GenBank genome assembly.